This is a messenger RNA of Aspergillus tanneri, 1467 nucleotides long. Its product is annotated as Zn(II)2Cys6 transcription factor. Gene Ontology annotation, molecular function: zinc ion binding; DNA-binding transcription factor activity, RNA polymerase II-specific. Gene Ontology annotation, biological process: regulation of DNA-templated transcription. The record is from RefSeq and is a predicted model, not a curated record. Lineage: Eukaryota; Fungi; Ascomycota; Eurotiomycetes; Eurotiales; Aspergillaceae. The transcript is spliced from 2 exons. Bases 1 to 1467 code for a protein of 488 amino acids.
AUGAACAGUGCCAUUGAAAUUGAGGACGCCAAACCCAGACGAAAAGCCUUUAUCCAUCGCUCACAGCAGGGAUGCCGAACAUGCCGGAUUCGUCAUGUUAAAUGCGACGAAACCCCUGUUGCAUGCGUGAAAUGUACUUCUACUGGUCGCCAAUGUGAUGGAUACGAUGCUGUUCGUCUCCCCGUUAGGCGGAGAUUCCGAAAUGUAACAUUUCUCAAUUCACCUAAGAUACUACUCCCCGACAAAACAUCCGACGAGCGACGAUCCUUUUCGUUCUUUCAGUCUUUAACAGUGCCGAUGAUGAAUAGCUGGUUUGACCAUCCGCUGUGGGAAAGAGCUGUAUUGCAGUAUAGCCAAGGGGAAUCAGCUAUCUGCCACGCUGUCAUUGCUGUUAGUGUCCUGCACGAAGAAUCGGAGACUACGGGUGAGCCAGUCCUACCUGAAAACAUGAUGAACCCACGGCAUCAAUUUGCAGUGCUGCAAUAUAAUCGAUCCAUUGCGUACCUGAAUUCGCGGAUAGCAUCAUCCAAUGAUCCUGACCUUACGAAUGUGGUUCUCAUAUGUUGCUUGCUGUAUAUCACCUUUGAACUUAUUUGCGGGAAGUAUGACAGAGCACAUACCCACCUACGGAAUGGAGUUCAAAUUUUAAAGGAUCAUGAAUCUAAAAACUCUCUGCGAGAGUCAGCUAUAGUGAGAAACUUACAACCCUCACUUUCCAGUGCUAUGAUGCAUCUGGAUCUUCAAGGCCUGCAGUGGGGGGCUUCCAGCUUACUCGACGGAUGGAGCAUAGGUGAUAUGGAGUGUUUUGGGAAGAUUACACAAAAUACUAUAGUUAUUGAAUCUCUAACACAAGGACUUGAGGUGCGUGAUCGCUUGAUGGAUGAAGUCUGUAUCUUCCGAUAUUUUGCAAAGACACUAUGCAAAGAGGUGCACCCCACAAACAUUGCAUUUCUAUCAAGUAUCCAACAACGGUUACGAAUGCGGAUGGCGGAGUUUGGGCAGGCGCUAGCAAGACUAGAAAAAGCAAGGCUGGGCACUAGAUUAACCACUGCGAAGGACAAGAGGGGUAUUGAUCUACUCCGUAUGCAUUAUUUAGGAAUGUCCUUACGGCUUGACCUUUGUCUCAUUGAGUCAAUGGAUACAAUACGUGCUAACUUCGCUCACCGGUUUGUCGAGCUUCUUGAGCAAGUAGAGCUUGUCACGAGUGGGUUUCGGGACGAGAGGUGUUCAAGCUCUCCCCGUCGACCAAGCCUGUUCAUGGAGACAGGGGUUAUUGUCCCACUAUUCUAUAUCUGUGAAGAGAGUGGGGAUCCAGAACUGUCACGGAGGGCGAUGGAAGUUCUCGAAUCAUGGCCGCAUCGCGAGGGCCUUUGGGAUUCAAAUGUUGCCGCUACAAUGAUCCGUUCAAUGGGAGCGCUCAAUGGAAAUGGGAAUGGGUUCUAUACAGCUAUACCGUUGUAUACAUAA